AUGGGACAUACUGCUCAUUUCCUUGUGGUUCUCAGCGCGUGUUUUCUAGCAUUUUGUGAAGCUAGAUACUUUCCCAAGCUAAGAGACUUCGCUGAAAAAAGUUCAAUAAAAGCCUCGUCAACUUGUGGGGAAACUGAAACGAACUAUUGCGACGCAAAGACACUCAGUCGGCCCAGUUGCACAGAAAAGGUUUGCAAAUACGCAUGUUGUCCCACUUGCUCAGACGCUUUACCGAAUGCUCGCAACUUGGCUGCUGGCAUAAAGAUGGACAUAUAUGAUGGGCAACCUAGGCCAGGAACUACUGGGAAUUCUUUAGGUUUUAAUGGACAGAGAGGCUCGUAUAUCGAAGUGCGCAGGUUACCCUCAGUUGACCACAAAACCAAAGGUUUCACCAUUUGUGUAUGGGUGAACCAGACCUCGGGAAACCAAGGGUACGUUAUAGUAGAAAUAGUUUUAACAGAUCAUAGUAUAGUGGAAUUUAUUAAUUACAAUUAGAAUGAAAUUUAUACUGCUAAUGUUACAAGUUAAUUAAUGUAACAAUUAAACCUGGUUUACUCUAUUAAAGUUUCUGUGAUCACAGUAGGAAUUUUGCAUAGGUAAAUUCUAAGUUUUGAAGGAUUUGUAAGUAAUAUUUGAGGGAGUUUAAUUCCCUCAAACAUUUCUUACAAAUCCUUCAAAACUUAGAAUUUAUACCUAUCAGGGUGUCAACAGGCCUUGAAAAUCCUGGAAAGUCCUUGAAUUGGACAUAAAAAUUUCAGGACUGGAUUUAGUCCUUGAAAAUCAGUAGAAGUCCUUUAAUUAAAGUCCUGGAAUUAUUUUCCUUAACCUCCAGCUGUGCCAACAUUCGUGAUUUUGAUUAAAAUUACUGAAUAAAGUGAAUUAUUUUCAAAAAUUUUUCCCAGUUGUAGGUCCUUGAAUUUACUGAAAAAGGGUUUUGAAAGUCCUGGAAAAGUCCUUGAAUUUCACCUUCGCCAAAGGGUGGACACCCUGACCUAUGUAAAAUUCCUACUGUGAUCACAGAAACUUUGAUAAUGUAAACCAGGCAUAACAAUUAAUGAACACUAUUCAUACAGUUGAAGGAUGAAACAUUUUUAGAAAGCACUUUCAAUUGCAGUGGCGUAACUAGAUUGUUAAUUGGGGUGUGUAUAUUCAUAUAUUCGUGUUCUGCCCGACUAAUUUCUUUUGAAAUGAACUUAAAAACAAAGAAAUUCAAAAGAAAUUCGUCGGGCAGAAUACAAAUAUGUAUAGGUUAUUUUGAGGCAACGAGGGGAUAUGUGAUUUAUUCACCGAGGCGCGCAGCGCCGAGGUGAAUAAUCACAUAUCCCCGAGGUGCCUCAAAAUAACGUACUUAUUUUUCACAUUGCGAGGUUGCGUUCAUGAGACAGAAUAGAAUAAUUCUUAAUGCCAUAUUGCCUUCGUUAUGUUGUUUUUUUCUCAUUUUUGUGCUGCAAAGACAUUGCAGGUGAAUAUUAGAGGGGAUUAUUAAUUGCAGGUGAAUAUUAGAGGGGAUUAUUAAACGGAAAUUGAUUAGAGUGGAAUAUUGAAUAUAUUCCCCGAUAAGAACAAAGGAAACCGAGCAGGGUGAAAAAUAAGUAUAGGUUAUUUUGAGGCAACGAGGGGAUAUGUGAUUUAUUCACUGAGGCGCGCAGCGCCGAGGUGAAUAAACACAUAUCCCCGAGGUGCCUCAAAAUAACGUACUUAUUUUUCACACUGCGAGGUCGCGUUAAUGAGUCAGAUAAGAAAUAAUUCUUAAUGCCAUAUUGCCAUCGCGAUGUUGUUUUUUCUCAUUUUUUGUGCUGCAAAGACAUUGCAGGUGAAUAUUAGAGGGGAUUAUUAAUUGCAGGUGAAUAUUAGAGGGGAUUAUUAAUUGCAGGUGAUUAUUAGAGGGGAUUAUUAAACGGAAAUUGAUUAGAGGGGAAUAUUGAAUAUAUUCCCCGACAAGAACAAAGGAAACCGAGCAGGGUGAAAAAUAAAUGAAUAUACACCCCCCCCCCCAAUUAACGCUCUAGUUACGCCUCUGUUCAAUUGAUAUUCCAAGUAAUUAGGUCAUUCUUUCUAACUUAUUUUAUUCAUCUUGAAAUAUUUCAGCACAAUAUUCACAAAAUCACCUCCUACUACAUUAUCAGUAAUUUAUGGCAUUGUGCUGGAAGACUUCAGCGUUACUCUUUACUAUACUUCAGUGGGCUCAAACAGUACAGAGAAUAUCAGAGUGACUCCUUUAGCCAGUCAAUACCCAGCAGAUCCUGAUGGAUGGCAUUUUAUCUGUGUCAUGGUGGUAGACACAGAGUUGUCGUAUUUCCUGGAUGGUGCAUAUGUUGGGACAGAUGUUUUGUUAAAGAACACCAUCGCAGACGACCGUGGCAGAGCAAGAGUUGGCCAAAUGUUUUCUGGUAUUUACCGUCGAUUGCAACUAAGCAGAAACACGUCAUGGGAAAACGCGAUCUAAUUGGAUAUGAAACAUAACAUGUUUGGACUUCAAACUUUACAUGAUUUUGCUGGAAACAUUUGACGUUUUACAAUUAUUUUUCCUGCAAAAACGUAACAAAGUUAGUACAAACACUGCAAACAAUACUGAAUUUGUCCACUAUAAAUGCAAAACUCACAAAUUUACAGUAUGUUAGAACUUCACUAAGGCUUGUUUCAUAUGUCAAAUUUAAUUCAGACAAAUAUAAUCACGGAUUUAGUGUUUGCAAGCUAAUCCCUGCCAAGUAUGAAUGUGUUUCUAAAUUUGGAAUAUUGACAGUUGACAUGUAAUUGUUUGCAGUAAAAUCAUGUGAUGUUUGAAGUCUAAACAAAUCAUGUUUGAAAGCCAAUUGGACGCGUUUUGUCAUGACAUGUUUCUGCUUAGUUGCAAUCGACGGUAAAAUAGAUAUUUCAUUCAGGGUUUGGAAUUUGUAGUGUCCCGAUACCCACAGGAUACUAAAAUUUGGUCUUGGAUACCAAACUGUGAAUAUCACGACUGGACAUCACAAAAUUUCAAACAUUAGGAGAAAUGUCUGAAUAGUUUUGACAGGAUAUAUUACUGCACAUGUAGAGAAAACUGAUCAACUCUCAUCAGAAUUUAAACCAGAUCAAAAUUGAUGAGAAUGUGUGAGAGUUGACUGGAAUAUUAUUACCGCACACAUAGAGAAAACUAGACAGGUUAAAUUAGCUCAGCCAUUCACACUGGCUGAUUUCUUGAGCUAAUUGAAACCUUAAACACUCUUGACAAGCACAAAAGUUUCAGUGAGCGCAGGCAAUAUUUUUAUCUGACAGGUUUUUUUACAGUAAUUUUUCUAUAUUUUAGGUUCCCAGCAGUACAGUGGACUCAUGCAAGAUUUAUUUUUCUACAAUAAAGCUUUGACUAACAGGUAUUAAAAAAUACACAAUUAUAAAAAUAGGUACACAUUGCGUACGUGAGAAAUUAUUUUGAAAAGAGGUCUAUAAAUGACGUUGACAAUCUUUUAACUCGCAGGGAAGUUACAGAAGUUUACACAGGGGCGUUUCCUACAACAUACAUUGCAUCAGAAUGUCGAUGUCCCCCCACUCAUCCUAAAAUAUCAGUGAGGCUACCAGGACGAAAGUGCGCUAAGAACUGGGACAAUUCCGAGCGUGACUUGGCGUCCAGGCUGGCAGACACAGCUCAUCCCGUGGAGUUUGCAACUGAUGGUGAUAAUUGGAGUUACUGGUUGUCUAAAGAUGUUGAUCAAGUCACAAUUGACGUUGAUUUGAUGUACGGACAAAUACAGGUUUGUCAUUCAUUUGAUAUUUCUUAAGCACUAGUUAAAACAUGAACAGCCGAUCUUUAUCUGAUAUAUACAAACUCGAGCCGAAGACGAGUGAAACGUUUUGAUGAGAAAAUAAAGACAAUAAAUGAAUGAUAUUUGGUGAGAAAAUUAACGGUUAUGUAAAGGCCAGGUCACACUCCACAACGAUACGAUACGAUAACUUGUAUUCGCGCGCUGAUUGGUCAAACAUUUAUCGUUAUAGUCCGACUAAAAAAAAAAUGUUAAAAAGCGUUAAAAAUCGUUAUCGUCAUACGAUAAUUUUACCAUUUUCGUUGUAGUGUGAACACCAACAUAAUUGUGUGUUUUCUUCACGAAUUAUUAAUGCUUUUUACAAUACCCUAUUAAAAUUGUAUAGUUACUGUACUAUAGUAAGUUUUAAUUGCGUUGUUUUAAUUUUGCGUCCUUCAACGCGAUAUUUCGCGCAGUUUUAAUUUUGAGCCUCUGGAAACGGAACAAAAUUGGAAAAUCAAGCUUAAAUGUUGAAGAACGAUGUAACUUUAUCUAACUUUACUCUGCAAACAAAGCGGAUUUUAUCUGGGCUUAUAAUAAAUUUUAGGAUGUUAGGGUUUAUAAUCCAAGUGAGUAAGUAAUCCAAGUAAUCCUAAUAUUAAUUCCACCAAGUGAAGUGCAGAACUAAGUUAUAAUAAAUUUCUCUUUUCAUGCGGUUGGGAACCCACACGGACCAUAGGUGUGAAAAAUAAAAAUUCUAUAAACGUUUGUCGCCGUGAUGCACAAGACAGACAGCUAGGAAAGUAAAUUAGAAAUUGUUGCAUGCAAAAUGUAUAGAUGUAGUUUUCCAUUAGAUUCGUAAUAUAAUUUCAUUUGAAUUACUUCGUUACUAGAUGUUCCACAUUGUCAGUCAGUUUUAUGGCCCUAUACCUGCGGCAAUUUUGAUUGAGCGAUCCUUGAACUACGGAGAAACGUACGAAGCUUGGCAGUAUUAUGCCGUGGAUUGUCAGAAGUCAUUUGGUAUGGCAAAUAAUGGUGCUUUAAGUCAACCUGACUCAGUCAACUGUCAACAACAGGACAGGUAAAGGGGAAACAUGAAACGAUAUAUUCCUGAGAAAAAUUCAACACUGCGUUAGUAACAUAAAAUUGACUUAAGCGAGGUUUGAGUUCAUUUCCCAAUAGUAUUGCCCACUACGAUUUAACGUCCUUAUCCGAGAAGACGCGAAAGUCUAACCAUUUACUAAUGUCGAUGUAAAGGUAGCACUUUCUCCUCAAUUAUUUUAAGAGCUUGAGUAGAGGUCCGACCAAGGAUUGAAUCCGCGUCUCGGAGCACGACACUAUACGACUUGGUAUUAUUGACUCUCUGGAUUUGAAUUGACUUAUUUUUUUCUGCCAGGUUCGCUGAAUACAUGCGCGAGGUCAAAUCCCGUUAGAGUCAACUUUACGUCGAUAAAGCAGUGUUCAUGGGUUUUUCUCAUAAAUAAUUAUAUCAAAAAGACUCUAGACUUUCAGUACUCAUACGCCAGCAAUAUUUUUCUUACUUUUCUAGCACAAAAUACGACGAAGGUGGAAUAUCAUUCACUCCAGAUAGACAAAAUCCAUCUCGACCUUAUGGCGGAAGCUGCACUAGCCUUUAUUGCUCACAGAAGUUGUUAGAUUUCAUCCGAGCUACGAAUGUUCGCGUUCAUCUCUAUAACCACACGCUGUUUCCAACUUCAGUCAGCAAAUAUUUUGGUCUGUCGAAGCUUGUCGUUGCUGGAAG
Paramuricea clavata is the source of this 5478-nucleotide messenger RNA. The record is from the annotation of a GenBank genome assembly. NCBI's taxonomy places the organism in Eukaryota, Metazoa, Cnidaria, Anthozoa, Malacalcyonacea, Plexauridae.